Paramisgurnus dabryanus is the source of this 4184-nucleotide messenger RNA. It is a transcript of the gene nell3, whose product is annotated as NELL (neural EGFL like) family member 3. Gene Ontology annotation, molecular function: calcium ion binding; protein binding; heparin binding. The record is from RefSeq and is a predicted model, not a curated record. Lineage: Eukaryota; Metazoa; Chordata; Actinopteri; Cypriniformes; Cobitidae.
CUCAUACCGACAGAACACACUCCAUGAAGUAGAGAUGCUCACCUCCUGCUGUUUAUAUUUCCAUUGAAAUUCCAGAAGACAGCUGCAGGUGGACCGAUGAUCAAACAAUGCCAUCAUCAAUAAGGACGCAGUUGCUGCUGGUUUGUGUUUUAUGUGCGUUCAGCUCUGCGCGCUCGGGGGACACUGGAGAUGCCAGAGCCUGCUCUGGAUCGCACUGUCCGACGGGGAAAUCGUCCAGACCAUCGCGGCAGAACAAUCCGACAACACAGAGCAGAUCGAUAAAUCAACACCAUUCCCUCCCCAGCUCUCAUUUUGAACAUCACGCGGCGAUUCCUUCGCACCGCGGGCGGUCUGGAGACCAGACAAGAGAAAACAUCCAAACGCGCGUCGCUGCUUUUUAUGGUUCUGUGUGCGCAGAUUGCGGCAGCCCUCCAAAACCAGCACCGCAAGUUAUUAACGACACCAGAGAAUGUAAAGGAAUUGAGUGCCGUUUACCUCUAAGGGUACGACCGAAGCCAAGAUCGAGACCGUGCGCGGGAGACGGGUGCGUGCCCGGGACCAGCCAACCUCCUCUCAUCCAUGUGGCAGACAGAGCUGCACAGUUUCUGGGGGAAUUUCCUGAUAUUGGAUAUCCUGCAUCUGAGCUCGGAGCUCCUCUGGGAGUGCAGCUCACUUGUGACAUCAAACCAGGAGAAAAUGAGGUCCCUGCAGAGGAUGCACUUAUCCUACAUCUACAGCUGACAAAGGGUCAAGAGAAGCUAGUAGAGACCUUGAAAGCUCAGCAGGUGGUGAUCCGUGAUCUUCAGCAGAGACUGGUGGAACAGCAGGGGAUGCUACUCUCCCAGCAACGCGAGAUACUUGACCAGCAGCAACGCAUGUACGAUCAGAUGGAUGUCGUUAAGGCUCAGUAUGGUCUGCUUUCUGAAACCGUCAAACAAGUCUCCUUCCAAGGCCUUCAGGGAGAACUCCAGAGUUAUUUUGAAAGCCACCUGGCGGGGCUUCAGAACCAGGCGCGAAGCCACCUGCAUAAAUCCUAUGCUGUGCAUAAAAUGAAUGUAGACACUAAAGUAAUGGAUGUAGUUGGAGAUGCAGAAAGCCCAUUGCUAGGCUGUCCAAAUCCUUGUGGCCCAGAUGAAUACUGCAAUUUCCAGAAGGAUCCACCCCAGUGUGAAAGAUGUACCAUGUGUCCACCUGGAUUCUUCCUAGUGUCGCAGUGCUCCCCCACCGCUGAUAGAAUGUGCCAGGACAGGGAUGAAUGCUUGGAAUUACCAAGCCUAUGUGGAGAGCGAGUGAAAUGUCUCAAUACCCCAGGAGGGUUUCGCUGUCUUGGUGUGUCUGAGAGGGAAAUUUCCGCAGGGCUGUGUGGUCAAGACUACUUCUACAAUCAGGAACUUCAGGAGUGUCAGGCUUGCUCUGAUUGUGAUGGUGAGCCUAUUGCGAUUCCCUGCACUUCCAUCAGUGAUGCUUUUUGUGGAACCGUUUCAGAGAACAUGCUGUCACGGUCUUGGGCUGCUUCUAUUGCCAUACCGCCAACAAAGUCAAAGGUCACGUCCAUCUACCCAGGGUUACAACUUAAUAUCCGUGGCAAAGAAGGAAACAUCCUACUGAACAUUCAUGAUGAUUAUCUCAACUUCCAACAGCAUGGACUUGUCUGGACAGACUACAACUUUGCUUUAAAGCACAGUUGCAGAAACUUUAUCCAGGUCGGGAUGCGAAUUAACGGCAGUGAAGAGGAGAACCAUGAUCUAAGUGGGGUUCGAAUAGAGCAACCUGAAAGGAAGUACUACCAGGGUGUAACUGUAAGUGCUGCUGUUGAGGUGGAGCCCAAUCAUACUUUGGCACUUGUCUUGAAGAGUCCCAACCAACAUUGCAACCAGAGUAAAGAUCUGCAAGUGUAUGAGCUUGGAGGGUCCUCAUUCAGCCUGCUCUGGCUAUCUCAUGACACUGGCGCUGUGGCCAUGACUGCGCAAAUGUCUACAGCAGCUCACUAUCACAAUAACUAUCGCCCAACCUUUCGUAUAGCCACUGUCUCUGACCCCUACAUAGUAGCACUUACCCCGGACAGCCGUGGAGUGCGUUUCAUGGAGAAUGGUGUGGUGAAGUUUGUUCUCCAACAGGCCAUCUAUUCCAUGGGCCAUGCUUGUGUUAGAGAAGGGUUCUCACUGAUUGCCUACAUCAACCAAAAUGGAACCAACCAGGAGGUUAUACGCUCUUUUAAGUCGGGGGUCAAUUACAGGGACACCUCCAUCUCUCUUUCUGGGUCCACGAGGGUGGACAAUGGAGACUGGCUUAAUUUUGAGAUUGUUGCACCAUCUCAGUGUAAUGUCCGCUACUUUGGCGAUAGCUCUGGGAUUAGUAUACUGAGUUUGUUGUGGAUCCCUACUGCUGUCUCGUCUAGCCUUAUGGCCACUGUCUCCAGGACAGGCCUACUUUCAGGGGCAGUAAGAAAUAAACCUCUUUUCUUUAGACAAAUAAGUCCAAACACAGACCAGAUGCGGCUAGCUGGUUCAGGUGAGCCCCAUGCCCAGAGGAACUUUGUGUUUUCUGAGGCUGGGGUGGCCAGUGUGGCCCUCAACCUAAAGCUGAUCCACUCCUGCAGUGUGGUGAAGCUGACACUUUACCGGCAAGAUAAGGGGAUUCAAGCCAUAUCUUUGGCCCAGCAGGUGGGUGGCCAUAUGCCAGAAGGAAGUGAGUGGGCUAGUGUAGGGCUGAGAACUUCCUUUGAUGUUCAAAACGGCACUGUUAUCUAUGUUUCUGUGGACUGUGUUCGUGGGCGGAUCAAUCAAAUUACCACUGAAGGUGACACCAACAUAUCUAUUCUUUGGGUGGCAUCAUAAUCCCAAAUAUGUCUUUACAACAAUCUAGCCUUUAUAAUUAACAGAAACAGAAUGUUUGAAAUGAAUUACUGCUUUUUGAGAUCAAAUUACAGAAUAGCAAAAUAUUCAAUAUGCAAAAAACCUCACUGAACUUGAAAUAGUUGAAAUACACAGGUGCUAUUACAGUAAAACUCUUGUAUUUAGAUUGAAGGGAAUGGGUAUGCAUUGUUUUGUAGCAAUCCAGUUAAAAUAUAAAAUAUAUUUUUCUUGGCUGUAAAAAUGAACUGAUAGUACUUUUCAAGUACUUUAGCUGGUUGAGCAGUGACCAAUUUUUCGCAAAAGAGGAAAUUGUUUUCAUAUUUGUAUGCUUUGAAAACAAUUUAAUUUUACAUGUAUUUACAUUGUGUGUGUGUGUGUGUGUGUGUGUGUGUGUGUGUGUGUGUGUGUGUACGCGGUAAUUAUCACGUUGUGGGGACCAAUUGUCCCCACAAAGAUAGGAAUACCAGUGUUUUUGUGACCUUGUGGGGACAUUUUGAUGUCCCCAUGAGGAAACAAGCUUAUAAAUCAAACAAGAUGAUGUUUAUUGAAAAUCUAAGGUACAAGAAAGGUUUUUGUGAUGGUUGGGGUUAGGGAAUGGGGCAGGUAAGGGGAAUAGAAUAUACAGUUUGUAUGGUAUAAAAUGCAUUACGUCUAUGGAAUGUCCCCACAAAACAUGGAAACCAGAAUGUGUGAGUGAGUGUGUGUGUGUGUGUGUGUGUGUGUGUGUGUGAAUGUUUUUAUUCUUUGUAUUGAGGUGCUGAUCCACUUUGCUAAAGUGUAAAACAUUGUACAGUAAAUCAAAUGUGUAUUGUUUUUAAAUGACUGUGUUUAUCUCUAUAAACCAUCAAUUUAAAUAAUCUAUAUGAAAUACACAGGGGUUAUUCAUUAAAUUACUUCAAUUCUUGCUUUUUAAAAAACUGUUAUUAUAAGAAUAACAAUUUUUAGCAGUUUUUAGAUUAUAAAUAUUUAUAUUUAAUGCAAUUAUAAAUGAAUACUGCUGACUAUAAUAUCAUCUUAUUGUAAUUUAUAAGGAGAUCCAUAGACUACAUACCUGUAAGCCACAACUUUUGUCUAUUCAGUUGUUGUUUAGUAAGUGUAUUACUCUGAAUACUGCUGCCAUAUGAAAAUGUUGCCUUUGCAUACCAUGUUUAAUUGUUUCUGUAUGUGUCUGAACUGCAAACUGAACAAACCUUUGGCAACAGUAAUGUCAUUCAGCAUAUGCCAUAUAUUCAUGUUUUUUGAUACAACGAUUGGUAAUUCAUUUACCCAAGUACUGUAGAAAUUAUGUAAUGCUUUCUAAAACAUAAAUAAAGAUCAAUUUCUAUUUUG